Schizosaccharomyces japonicus yFS275 is the source of this 1125-nucleotide messenger RNA. Its product is annotated as phospho-2-dehydro-3-deoxyheptonate aldolase. The record is from RefSeq and is a predicted model, not a curated record. Gene Ontology annotation, biological process: carboxylic acid biosynthetic process; aromatic amino acid biosynthetic process. The transcript has a single exon. Gene Ontology annotation, cellular component: cytoplasm. Bases 1 to 1125 code for a protein of 374 amino acids. Lineage: Eukaryota; Fungi; Ascomycota; Schizosaccharomycetes; Schizosaccharomycetales; Schizosaccharomycetaceae. Gene Ontology annotation, molecular function: 3-deoxy-7-phosphoheptulonate synthase activity.
AUGGACCAACACGUGCCUUUGUUCCCUGGAAACAGUGAAGCACCUGGAAAGCAUUCUGAAGAUGUUCGUAUCAAGGGUUACGACCCUGUCAUUUCACCAGCAUUAAUCCAAGCUGACUUGCCGGUCUCGGAAGAAUUGCUGGAUUUCGUUGCUAGUCAGCGUCAGCAAGCUUCAGACAUUAUUGCUGGUCGUGAUGAUAGACUGCUAGUCAUUAUUGGCCCUUGUUCAUUGCACGACGCGAAGUCUGCCAAGGAGUAUGCUACGUUGUUGCGUGCUGAGGCGGAAAAACAUAAGCGAGAUUUGCAUAUCAUCAUGCGUGGUUACUUGGAAAAACCUCGUACUACAGUCGGCUGGAAAGGUUUGGUGAAUGAUCCAGACUUGGAUGGCUCAUACAAGAUCAACAAGGGUAUUCGCGUUGCUCGAUCACUGUACCUCGAACUUUUGAGUGCUGGCAUUGGCAUUGCUAGUGAAAUGCUUGAUACCAUUAGUCCUCAAUACUUUUCUGAUCUGAUCUGCUGGGGCGCUAUUGGUGCUCGUACCACGGAGUCUCAACUGCAUCGCGAACUUGCCUCUGGUCUGUCGUUCCCUGUCGGCUUCAAAAACGCUACUGAUGGCAACGUUGGGAUUGCAAUUGAUGCCAUCGGGGCAUCCAAAUGUCCUCACCACUUUUUGUCCGUCACCAAGCAAGGCGUCGUGGCUAUUGUUACAACGACCGGCAAUCCCGACUUGCACAUUAUUUUGCGAGGCGGAAAGAAUGGCACGAACUAUGAUGCUGAGUCGGUAAAAAAGGCUAAAGAAGCCAUGCAGGGUGCCUCACUUCGGCCCAGCAUCAUGAUCGAUUGCUCGCAUGGAAAUUCCAACAAAGACCACAGAAAUCAGCCGAAGGUUGCGGCAUCAAUUGCCGAGCAAGUUGGUGCCGGCGAUGUGGGCAUCACAGGCGUCAUGAUUGAGUCUCACCUAAACGAAGGCAAGCAAUCUUUGCCGCCUGAGGGACCUAGUGGUUUAAAGUAUGGUGUCAGUAUCACUGAUGCUUGCAUUGGCUGGGACGACACGGUUUCAGUUUUGAAAGACCUGGCAGAGGCAGUGAGAAAUCGCCGAGCGAUUGCCGCGGCUGCCGCUGAGUAG